Cheilinus undulatus (humphead wrasse) is the source of this 974-nucleotide messenger RNA. RefSeq names its product transmembrane 4 L six family member 21a (gene tm4sf21a). Bases 149 to 718 code for a protein of 189 amino acids. The transcript has 5 exons. NCBI's taxonomy places the organism in Eukaryota, Metazoa, Chordata, Actinopteri, Labriformes, Labridae. Gene Ontology annotation, cellular component: membrane. The record is from RefSeq and is a predicted model, not a curated record.
ACUCCCAGUUUAGUCUCUGGUACCUCUGAAAACACAUUUCCCUCUUUAGGUCAGUUUCUUGCAGAACUUCUCUUUGACAACAGGAAGGGUUCGGUGCUCGCGCUUUGGAACUUUUACAGCAGUCUGUUAGUGUUUUUUUUCUGACAACAUGUGUACUGGAAAAUGCUCCCGCUUCAUUGCUGUGACUCUGUACCCGUUAGCUGUCUUAUCUAUCAUCUGUAACAUUGUGCUGUUCUUUCCGGGCGGGGACGUCAAGUACGCCAAAGAUGGACACAUUACAGAGGAGGUGAAGUACAUGGGGGGCCUCAUCGGAGGGGGUCUUAUGGUGUUGAUGCCCGCUCUUUACAUCCACCUGACUGGAAAACAAGGCUGCUGUGGAAACAGAUGUGGGAUGUUUUUGUCGAUUGUAUUCGCCGCAGUGGGAGUGGCUGGAGCUCUGUACAGUUUCAUUGUGGCAGUGCUUGGUCUGAAGAAUGGACCUCUGUGCAAAGCUGUUCUGUUCUGGAUGACACCUUUUAAAGACAAUGACCAGAGUUACCUGACUGACAAAACCUUGUGGGGUGUGUGCCUUGAGCCUGAGAACAUCAUGGAGUUUCACAUUGGACUGUUUGCCACCCUGCUGGCCACCAGCUGUCUGGAGCUCAUCCUCUGUGCCAUCCAGAUGAUCAACGGGCUUUUUGGCUGCCUGUGUGGAACCUGCAACAAAGGGCCACUGUGAGAUCCUGGAAAGGUGUCUGGUGCCCCCUGCUGGAGGACUAUAAAGUGUUCUGUCCACAUAUACAUAUAAUAUUCACUUUGAAAAUUAUUGUUGAAAGUGUUUCUAUACAGAUUUUUAUACUUUUUAUGUGUAAAUCGUAAUGCUAAGCUUUACAGUUGUCAUAAUACAUUUUAAAACUUUGAUACAACACUUGUCAGAAUCAGAUACUGAUGCUUUUUAUACAAUGGCACACACAUUUAAAGCCCUACCCUCCUUA